UAGGGACUGCUGGGGGCUGGUGAGUCGAGUAGUCGCGACCAGGAGUAGUGUACCGGAUUGUUCUCUCCGAGGGGCCUCAAAGGAAAAAAGAUUAGCUAUGUCAUCUUUGAUCAGAAAGGUGAUCAGCACCGCGAAAGCCCCAGGGGCAAUUGGUCCCUACAGUCAAGCUGUGUUAGUCGACAGGACCGUAUACAUUUCAGGCCAGCUAGGCAUUGAUCCUUCAAGUGGACAGCUUGUGCCAGGAGGGGUGGCAGAGGAAGCUAAACAAGCUCUUACUAACGUGGGUGAAAUUCUGAAAGCUGCAGGCUGUGACUUCACUAAUGUGGUAAAAACAACUGUUUUGCUGGCUGACAUAAAUGACUUUGGUACUGUCAAUGAAGUCUACAAACAGUAUUUCAAGAGUAAUUUUCCUGCGAGAGCUGCAUACCAAGUUGCUGCUUUGCCCAGAGUAAGUACACUUUAAAAUAACUAAUAAACACAAUUUUAAAUUUCUAC
Molecule: messenger RNA, 495 nt
Organism: Hipposideros armiger (great roundleaf bat)
Lineage: Eukaryota; Metazoa; Chordata; Mammalia; Chiroptera; Hipposideridae
Gene: RIDA
Product: reactive intermediate imine deaminase A
Exons: 5
Coding region: 98-463 (121 amino acids)
Cellular component (GO): cytosol; mitochondrion
Molecular function (GO): deaminase activity
Source: RefSeq, a predicted model, not a curated record